AUGACGGUCGCGGCUCCGCAAGACCAGCAGAUGAUGGACGCGGCUCCGCAAGACCAGCAGGGGAAGGAUUCGGCCCAGCAAGAUCACCAGGUGACGGACGCGGCCCAGCAAGACAAGCAGGAGACCACAACGCCCUACAAGUUCGCGUUCCUCACCGAAAUCGAAUGGACUGGAGAUCCACAUGAUCUUGAUGCUGCGAACGAUGCUCUGAGCGAAAUAGUUCGAGAGGCGCUGGAAGGAGGGACUAGAGGCCCCACUGAGCUGAUUCGACCGAAGAAACUAGACGAUCUCUACUUCCAUGAAGAGAAGUGCCAGGUUACAGUGACGACGGAGCACGCGAUGGCGGCGGCGCGCGCUGAUUGGCUGGUGAAGCAGGUGGACGCGACGGUGGAGCAGCAGCACGCGGACUUCGAGCUGGUGCUGCCGCGCAUCCUGGUGGGCGGCCGCUACUCCUUGGACAAGAAGGCCCACGGCGACUUCACCUCCCGCGAGGAGGGCACCUUCAAGUAA
Molecule: messenger RNA, 510 nt
Organism: Gryllus bimaculatus (two-spotted cricket)
Lineage: Eukaryota; Metazoa; Arthropoda; Insecta; Orthoptera; Gryllidae
Source: the annotation of a GenBank genome assembly